This is a messenger RNA of Trichoderma asperellum CBS 433.97, 1028 nucleotides long. RefSeq lists its product as uncharacterized. Lineage: Eukaryota; Fungi; Ascomycota; Sordariomycetes; Hypocreales; Hypocreaceae. The record is from RefSeq and is a predicted model, not a curated record.
AUGAGGACUACAAAAUAUACCGGGAGUGUGUUUGAGCAACUGCCAGAACAGGCAAGACAAAAUGCCAAACUCCUUCGCCCUGUUGACAUGCAGCAGCCCCCGCUGCACUUCAUCACUGCUACUCUACCACAAGAAAUGAACAAUACGCAUGCGCUAAGUCAGAUCAGAUCGCAUGUUUCCAAGGAAUCUCACGCUCGCCGACGGCGAGCCCUUACUGAGAAGGUGGCGCUGUAUCACGCGAGCAGUACCAGCGCCAAACAACAGUUGCACGCUCGCAUUAGCGAUGGUGGCAAAGAAGCUUGGAGUAUUUGCUUUCCGUGGUCUCUCUCUGUUAAUGAAUUAUUCCUCUUCAAUUUCUUCCUGGAAUGGGUAAUACCGAAUGGUUGGACAGAAUGUAUUACCGAAGAAUCCCAACAGUCAUUCCAAAUGGGCAUGAGAUCAGUUCUCAUCCCUGUUGCCAUGACAGACAUGAGCCUGUUUACUGCCGUCAUGUACGUUUCAGCACGAAGAUACAGUCUCAUUUCAAACAAUACCGCUGAAGCUGAGAAGUAUCACAAGCUUAUGAUACACUACCUUCUCCUAUGCUUACAGAAAAUUAAAGUCAUCAUCAAUAUGGAAAGCUACCCAACAGAUGCCUCUAUGGCUCUGGUCCUUUGUAUGGCCACGGAAGCAUACUGGGAGGGGCAAGUGGAAGCAUUUCACAUUCAUGGAAUGGCCUUCACCAAGAUGGCUGAGAUUCGUAGAGCAUUUCCAGAGAGAGAGAAAGUUUCUCCUUUUUUGUUAGAAAUGGCUGCGAAGUCAAUAUAUGACCCAAGAUAUAAUAUUGUUAUGGGGCCUUACCAUACAAAUUAGCUGGGCAGUAGGCAUCAAGGAUCGCGAUUUUCUAGAUGUCAGAACCAAGACGCACGGGUAUUAUGUGAACUUGAGCAACGCCCAUUCUUGAAAAACCAGGUCGAGGAAGAUUAAUGCAUAACUUUUUGUGAGAUAAUAACUGCAGUGCACACAUUUAUACUUACUAGUUCUCACAU